GUUAAAAGGAGAUAGGGAACCAAUUCUGUCUUUAUUUUUGGGUCUCAAAGUGGAAUGUCAGAUUCAGUCUGGGUCCUAUUAAACAGCAGGUUAAGAAACCCUAUAUUAUAUGAUGGGAAUGUUCUCCUGCUGACACAGCAGCCCCAUGGCACAAGUCAGUUGAUGUUGAAGAUCAACGUUUCUCAUUCCUUUUCUCCUGACCUGAUGCCACAAAAUGGUUUAGUAGAGGAGACUCACAAUUUAAAAUAAAGACAGAUGUGAACCGCUCAAAUAUGUUUCCCUUUCUGUUAUUCCCUUAUGGAAUUAGAUAUAUUUGUGCAUGUGAAUAGAGUUCCAUACAAAGAUGUGAUGUAUUUUCUAUACAUGACGACAGAACAAGUAAUAUUGGGGCUGUUUCUCCCCCUACAGACGCUCCUGCAUGAAAUGAUCCACUACUACCAGCGUAUCAAUGGUACCCGUAUCUUAGACCAUGGGCCGGAAUUUCAGUAUCACAUGGAGCGUAUCAAUAGAGAAAGUGGAGCAGAUGUUACGAUCGAUCAUGAUUUCUAUGAUGAAUACGAGUCACUGAAGCGCCACAGUUGGAGAUGCAAUGGCCCCUGUGCACAAGUAGUGAGACGGGUAAUGGACAGGACUCCGUAUUCCAAGGGGCACAAGCGCGAAUGUGGAGGAGAGUUUAUAAAGAUCCAAGAGCCUGACGAUAGUCCUCCAAACAAGAGAAUGAGAUUGGACCAAUAGAGUCACUUUGGGAAUAUUAUAGAGACUUUGUCCUUGGCUAAUAUGCUGCUAACAACUGUUUUGCCAGAAUAUAAGGCAGUGGCACAAAAAUGGCCCAGUUCUCAGCUGCUGAAAAGAAAAGGCUGAUAUCCAGAUAGGCCUCAUGACUGACUAUUGCCAUGGGCAGUGCAUUGUGCCAAAAAUGUGCCAAGAAAAUGACAAUGACAAGCAGCCAUAAGAUAAUUAUUGACUAAUUUAUAUGAGGCAUGGGCCCAGUGCAAGCAAGAAGAGCAAAACUUGCUACUGAACUGGCCAGUAGAAGGGAUACAAGUUGGAUACUGUGACUAUUCCAAUGGAUAUAGAAAUCACAUCAAGAGUCACACAGAGUCUAAACAAGGAACAGACACAACUGAAUGGAAUAGUAUCCCUGAUGCCCCUUCUUGCCUACAGCACUUGGCACAGCGUUGAACUAUGGAAAAUGAAAUACUAUCCAGACAUAACCUGCAAGAAGUUAAUGUAGCGGAUAGAUCAGUGAAUUACAUUUUCACCAUCCUUUAAUGUAAAAAAUAUCUUUCUGUAUUUAAUUUUAUAAUAUACUUUUUUUAACAAACAA
This is a messenger RNA of Xenopus laevis (African clawed frog), 1327 nucleotides long. Its product is annotated as DNA-dependent metalloprotease SPRTN-like. The transcript is spliced from 2 exons. The record is from RefSeq and is a predicted model, not a curated record. Bases 298 to 735 code for a protein of 145 amino acids. Lineage: Eukaryota; Metazoa; Chordata; Amphibia; Anura; Pipidae.